UCGGCAGGCAUAUGGCACUGUUUUACAACGGGAACAGUUUACCAUUUGAUCCAUACCAACCACGUGGUUAGGCCAGCAGACGUGAAUCAGAGAGUAAGCAGACGAUUUCCUGUGGUUUCCCGCGCUAACGGGAAUCUCAUUUUGUUGGCAGCUAGUGAACAGCGAAGAUGAUGGCGUUGUGGCCAGUGGUUAUUUUGGCGGGAUUCUUCCCAUUUCUCGAAUCCAAGACCUUGACACAACUCGAGACAAACAAUUUAAAUCGCUUUCUGGGUGAAGUUGCUCGAUGUGCUCGUGUACCGGCUAUAUCGAUGUCCUUGGUGAGAGAUGGACAAAUUGUAUACACGAAUGGCUUUGGCACCUCCAACAAACAGAGGCAGGAAUCGGCCUCCUCCAAGACAGUGUUCUGUCUAGGAGACAUCACCCAGACUUUUACUGCAACUCUUUUGGCAAAGCUGCUGGAUGAACAUCAAAACUUCACAUGGGACACACCAGUGCAGGAGAUCCUCGGUGCGGCCAUCAACUUUGGCGACCGCUACCGCAACGACUACCUCAGCCUGAGAGACAUCGUCUCCAUGAGGACCGGCCUCAGCAACAUGGACGCCGUGGUCCUCACCAACGCCAUGGAACGAAGCCGUCUCAUCUCCAAUCUGAGGUUCGCCCCCAAGGUGGCCACGUUCCGGGAAAAGUACGUCUACAACAACCUGCUGUUCGCUGUGGCCGAAGAGGUGACCCGCAGCCUGGGACAGGACACGUGGUACAAGCUGGUGCAGGAUCACCUACUUGCCCCGCUCAGCAUGACGGACACGUUCUUCAUCACCAGUGAUGCCAAGAAGCAGGAGAACCUGGCACAGCCAGUCAUGAGCUACAACGGAGUCCCUAUGCCUAUCCCAAUGGGAGCUAUGAAAGGUCAAGAAAUCAUAGCCGCAGGAUCCUCCAUCUGUUCGACCGCAGACGACAUGGGCAAAUGGCUUCGGUUCAACCUGAACAAGGGUGGGACCCAAGAUGGCGGCCAGCUUCUUCCCAGAGAAGCCCUGGCCGAGUUGUUCCAGGGGCAGACUACACGAUCUGAUGAAGGGAACGCCAGGGUGGAGGGCUUCAGCCAGCCAGACGUUCAAGUGUCCUACACAAGGGAGGCCAACACCCUGGGCUGGAUCAAAGGACACUAUCGGGGCUACUCUGUACUCUCCCAAGACGGGUCCCUCCCCGGGUACGAAAGUCUUACUAGCUUCAUCCCCGACCGUGACGUGGGCAUCUUCACAGCCUUCACGGGAGACAACGGCCCCAAAGCCUUUGCCGCUAAGACACUGAUGAACACCUAUGGUUUGGACAUGCUGAUACACGGCCAGCCAGCCUUCCACCUCAAAGACUUCUGCCAGACCCUUGAUGCCAUGUUCACCAUUGUCGUAAAGAACGACCCGUACGUGAACCGAGACAUCAAACAAGCCUCCGAAUCGAAACGUCCUCUGGAAGACUACCAAGCAUUCUAUCGGAACCUGGCCUUCGGGGAUAUCCGGGUCUGGGUGAACGAAUCAUCCCUGUAUCUGAAGUACGGUGAGAUGGGAGAGUUCAACCUCCGUCCAACGGAACAAGAGAAUGUUUUUAGGAUGGAGGCAAUGCCCGGAGAGCUUUGGUAUACCACCCACGUUGAUAUUCUUCGAAGGAAGCCUUACUAUGCUUACUUUGACACAACUCCUUACAGCGAUGACCAUAUCGAGGUGGUAAAGAUCCCUCACUUUGACAGGGACACUGAUCCGGUGUUUAGUCGGCGGAUACGAAUCCCACCUCCAUACGACGAGGUGCAAGAAGUUUGUGGGUCGGGCAGCAAGGUCGCUGUAUCUUGGACCAUUGUUGUUUUAAUGAUGGCGAUGGUGCUGCGGUGAUGAAAUUCGACCGAGUUGCACUCAGCAAAUCUUAAACUCUAACAGAUUCCAUAUCGGUAAAAUGAAGUUAACUGUAUGUAACAUUUUAUUUGGAUUUGUUUUAUUUCUAAUUAUUUUUCCUAAAUAUCAUCAAAAGACUGACUUUAUCAUUUGGAAACUACUAUAUAAAAUCGUUGUCUUUGAUAAUAAGACACCAGAAGUUUAUAUUUUCAGGAAAACAUCCCAGUCAUUGAGGAUGGCAUCCAGCUGAUUUUUAAAAAAAAGAUUUGCUUUUGCAGUUUAUUUUGUAUAUUUUGCAUGUUAUUGUAAACUGUUUUUGAGUUGUGUGUCCCUUAAGAAUAUGCUUCCAGUGUUUUCAAAACUAAUUCACAUCAUAUAAAUUAUUACAUUACGACUAUAGGUGUCACGUGACAUUGCUCCCGAGUUAUGAUUGGAUAUGUCCAUGACCUAAUUGGUGAUGCAGUCACGUGGCACACUGUCUAUUCCAAAUAUGGCAAGUGUAUAUAUCAAAGUCUUAAAGACCUAUUUGAACAUCAUCUGGAAGGAUAUAGAUUAUUUAUUUCAGCGUAUUUAAAAUUACAUUUAGCGAGUUGUGUAAUUAGUUCGACAUUAGACCAAAUGUUACAUAUCAAAUUCGGACUUAAUGCUAUAUAGUCUUUCAAUGUACAUACAGUUUUCAAAUAUUUGAGUGUAAAAAAACCUUUUAAUCGAUUUUCGCAUCUUCCGUAAACGAAGGUGAGACCUGUUUGAUUGCAAUAGGGUAAAAUUGUAUACAUCUAUAUCAUAGUAAACAGUAGGGAAAUGUUUCGUUCGGCGAUGUAGAUAGUAUUUGCAACUGACCUGUCGUAAUGUAUAGUUAAAAUUGUUUGAAAUAAAUACAUGUUUGUU
Molecule: messenger RNA, 2768 nt
Organism: Haliotis rufescens (red abalone)
Lineage: Eukaryota; Metazoa; Mollusca; Gastropoda; Lepetellida; Haliotidae
Exons: 5
Coding region: 168-1880 (570 amino acids)
Source: RefSeq, a predicted model, not a curated record